AUGAUCGACCCCGCGGCCGAGCUGCCCUUCUUCUACGGCAGCAUCAGCCGCUCGGACGCCGAGCAGCACCUGAAGCUGGCGGGCAUGGGCGACGGCCUGUUCCUGCUGCGCCAGUGCCUGCGCAGCCUGGGCGGCUACGUGCUGUCGGUGGUGUGGAGCCUGGAGUUCUACCACUACCCCGUGGAGAAGCAGCUGAACGGCACGUACUGCAUCGCCGGGGGCAAGUCGCACUGCGGCCCGGCCGAGCUCUGCGAGUACUACAGCAAGGACGCCGACGGCCUGGUGUGUUCGCUCAGGAAGCCGUGCCACCGCUCGCCGGACACGCCCAUCAAAACCGGCGUCUUCGACAGCCUGAGGGACAACAUGCUCCAGGAGUACGUCCGGCAGACGUGGAACCUCGACGGUGAAGCCAUGGAGCAGGCCAUCAUCAGUCAGGCUCCUCAGCUGGAGAAGCUGAUAGCCACCACAGCCCACGAGAAGAUGUCCUGGUUUCACGGCAAAAUCCCGCGCCAGGAGGGCGAAAGACGCCUCUACUCGGGGUCGCAGCCAGACGGAAAGUUCCUGGUGAGAGAACGUGUUGAGUCUGGAACCUUCGCGCUGUCGGUCAUGUACGGGAAAACUGCGUACCAUUAUCAGAUCCUGCACGAUAAAUCCGGCAAAUACUCCAUGCCAGAGGGAACCAAGUUCGACACCGUGUGGCAGCUGGUCGAGUAUCUGAAAAUGAAACCCGACGGCCUGGUGACGUUACUGCGAGAGCCUUGUGUCAACCAGAACAACGCAGGCCAGACUCCGGCGGUUCCAGCACUGAGGACGCCCAGGACUAAUGGCUACACACCGCCGCCUAAAGUUCCUGGAGCGAGCAAGAUCCUGGCACCCAUGGAUCGACAGCCUCUGCCCAUGGACAGCGACGAGUUCGUCAGCCCGUACGCUGACCCGAAGGAGCUGAAGGAUAAAACGCUCUUCAUCAAGCGGGACAAGCUGAUGGUGGACGAGGUGGAGCUGGGAUCCGGUAAUUUUGGAUGUGUGAAGAAGGGCGUGUACAAAAUGAAAAGCAAGCACAUCGACGUGGCCAUCAAGGUGCUGAAGAGUGAGAACGAGAAGGCGGUGAAGGACGAGAUGAUGCGGGAGGCGGAGAUCAUGCACCAGCUGGAUAACCCCUACAUAGUGCGCAUGAUCGGCCUGUGCGAGGCGGAGGCGCUCAUGCUGGUGAUGGAGAUGGCUCCGGCGGGACCCCUGAACAAAUUCCUCUCCAGCAGAAAAGAUCAGGUGUCGGUGGAGAACGUGGUGGAGCUGAUGCACCAGGUCUCGUUGGGGAUGAAGUACCUGGAGGAGAAGAACUUUGUUCACCGGGAUCUGGCCGCUCGUAACGUCCUGCUGGUCAACCAGCAUUACGCCAAGAUCAGCGACUUCGGCCUGUCCAAAGCUCUCGGCGCCGACGACAACUAUUACAAGGCCCGAACGUUGGGGAAAUGGCCUCUGAAGUGGUACGCUCCAGAGUGCAUCAACUACCACAAGUUCUCCAGUAAAGGUGACGUGUGGAGCUACGGAAUCACCAUGUGGGAGGCCUUUUCGUACGGAGGCAAACCUUAUAAGAAAAUGAAGGGUCAGGAGGUGACCGCUUUCCUCCAGAGCGGCAAACGUCUGGAGUGUCCAGCCAACUGCCCAGAUCCCAUGUACGAGGUGAUGAAUGACUGCUGGAUUUACAAGUAUGAAGAUCGACUGGACUUCGUUAAAGUGGAGGAGAGAAUGAGGUCCUACUAUUACUCCAUUUCUAAAAAGCCUCCCACCGAGGCGAGUGAAGACGCAACAAAACCGAAGAGUGAAGACUGAGCCGGGUACAAGAGUCGAUCAGAGCAAACGAUUGCAGUAAAUUAAAUCCUGUUUCUGCUACGAUGCUUGAUUAUCUUUCAGGUCCUCACUUUGUCACCGUGUUGAUUUACAAACUUGUGAGCUAUGAUGAACAUUUAUGUCGUAAAGCUGUUUUAUUUUUAUUUUUAUUAGUUGUGGACUUUAAUUAGUUUAGUAAAGUGUCCUCUUAUUUCUUUUAUGGAAUUUGCCAUGUUGGGAUGUCUUAGGAAUUCUGGCGAACUCGAAAUCUUCAUUGUUUUUAAAUUUGCUUUUUUUUAUUAUUUUCUGUGAAUUAAUAUGUUGUUUUUGUGUGUUUUUAUGUAUGGACAUAAUAAUAAAU
Messenger RNA from Trichomycterus rosablanca, 2188 nucleotides. RefSeq names its product tyrosine-protein kinase ZAP-70. Gene Ontology annotation, cellular component: cytoplasm. The transcript is spliced from 12 exons. The coding region runs from base 1 to 1830 and encodes 609 amino acids. Gene Ontology annotation, biological process: intracellular signal transduction; protein phosphorylation. Lineage: Eukaryota; Metazoa; Chordata; Actinopteri; Siluriformes; Trichomycteridae. The record is from RefSeq and is a predicted model, not a curated record. Gene Ontology annotation, molecular function: non-membrane spanning protein tyrosine kinase activity; ATP binding.